CUACAACCUUGCCUACUUAGGUACUCAAUAUGAACAAACUACCACUAAAGAAACCUAAGUUGGAAGUUUUGGGUGUCCCAUGUAUGGGAACGCUACCUAAGUCACAAGCUUGAAGCAAACCUUCCUCAAGAACUGCUCCGUACUCCGUACUUGAAUACCCCUCCAUUUCCCACUUUUACGGUAGGUAGUUCUUAUAAGAGCACCACCAACAAACACUAGUGCUCUUUAACAAGUUUUUUUUUAUAUAGAUCUACUCGAAGACGUGGAUGUGAUAUUCAAUAUAUUUGAAAUCAUGGCACCAUCCAGCAACCUACCAUCAUUUCAGCGGGCAAGUGAAGCCGCAUCUUUCUUGAAGGAAAGACUGCCAGAGAUCCUGAAGGCUCCUCGCGUUGCAAUCGUUUGUGGAUCUGGUCUGGGAGGUCUUGCGAGCACACUCCAUGAACUUCCUCGAGUAGAAUUUGACUACGCUUCUAUACCUUACUUUCCAAAGUUAACAGUGGCAGGACAUGCUGGGAAAUUAGUUUUUGGGCUUCUUAAUGGCCAAGUUCCAGCUGUUUUGAUGGUCGGUCGCGCUCAUUAUUAUGAGGGGCAUUCGGUUGAUGACGUGACGUUCCCCGUACGUGUUUUCAAACUUCUAGGGAUCGACUCCAUGAUCUUAACCAACGCCGCUGGAGGACUGAACCCCGACUAUAUGGUAGGAGACGUUGUAUUGAUAAACGAUCACAUAUUCCUAGCCGGUCUGGCAGGGAUUCACCCACUGCGCGGGCCGAAUUCUGAAGAGUUUGGGCUUCGAUUCCCUCCGCUGUCGGAUGCUUACGACCUCGAGUUGCGUCGCCACGUCCAUCAAGCCUGGAACAGGGUAAUUGGUACAGACAAAAGUAAACUCCACGAAGGUGUCUACGCCUUCGUUGGGGGACCUAGCUACGAGACCAGAGCUGAAUGUCGCAUGCUUCGCCAGCUUGGCGCAGAUUUAGUCGGCAUGUCGACCGUGCCGGAGAUUGUUGUCGCCCGGCAUUGUGGGAUUCGAGUCCUGGCCCUCAGCCUAGUAACAAACAAAGCUGUUUUUGCCCCCAUACCCCGAGGAGACGCCCAUAUUCUCCAAGGAAAGAGUAUGACAGAGCUGGAUGCCAUGUUGCAAGAAGGGAAGGCGAAUCACGAAGAAGUUCUCGAAGCUGGCCGCUCUGCGGCAACCAAUAUGCAGAAACUCAUUGUACAAACGGUUGCCAAUAUCUUCAACCCGAGCUCGUGAGACUGCAAACCCAGCCAUCGUGGACAGAACAGGUAGCAACAUCUGAUUGGCACUGGAUAGCGAGAACCUUUGACUGUAAGCAGAAG
Aspergillus heteromorphus CBS 117.55 is the source of this 1335-nucleotide messenger RNA. RefSeq names its product purine-nucleoside phosphorylase. The coding region runs from base 293 to 1249 and encodes 318 amino acids. Gene Ontology annotation, cellular component: cytoplasm. The transcript has 8 exons. The record is from RefSeq and is a predicted model, not a curated record. Gene Ontology annotation, molecular function: purine-nucleoside phosphorylase activity. Lineage: Eukaryota; Fungi; Ascomycota; Eurotiomycetes; Eurotiales; Aspergillaceae. Gene Ontology annotation, biological process: nucleoside metabolic process.